UCCUCCCACCUUCCUCCCAACCAAAUUGACCUCGCCGCGCCGCCUGCCGGGCCGCCGCAUCCUCCUCCCCGCUCCCGCGUUCGUCGCAAGGCGCCGCCGCCGCGGGUCUCCUCAAGCCACCACCGCACCGGUCCCCCCGCUUCGAACGACCGCGCCGCCGAACCCAUCUCCUGGCCUCUCUUCCACCGAGGCGCGGCAAAUUCCUGCCUCCUAGUCGUCGUCGGCGUCGGCGUCGUUAACAUCGUUAUCCUCGCUGGUGGUGCUGGACUUGCGUGGGCGGCAGAUCCACUCGAGCUCGGAUUGAUUUCGUCCUUUGCUGUAGUGCCAGUAACUGAACCAAAAACACUUUUAGGGAAGCUGGGAGAAUGGAUCAGCCUUGCAUGGCUGCUAUCAAUAGCCAACCUUUGGUGGCUGAUGUUGAGGUAGUGAAGAAAGCCAGUGGGGACAUGCCUGCAACAAUGGGAAGUGGAUGCUUCGACUGCAACAUCUGCCUUGAUUUUGCAGCAGAACCUGUGGUUACCCUCUGUGGUCACCUUUACUGCUGGCCUUGUAUCUAUGAGUGGCUGCGCCCUGGGAUGGAGUCAACUGCCAGUGACAACAGCAGCUCAGCAAGGCGGCAGUGCCCCGUAUGUAAGGCAACACUCUCCCCGGAUACACUAGUACCACUCUAUGGCCGUGGAGGGAGCUCAAAGAAAUCGCUGAAUGGCGUGUCCAUCCCGCGCCGUCCCAUGGUGCACCGGGAGACUGUUGAGCAUCAUAACACACAGAGCAAUGUCAAUGACCAGCACCACCACCAGAGCAUGGAAACCAACCCUCCGCACCAGCCAUUGCGGCACGAGCACUACCAUCCCAGUCCCACUGGGUUCGACUUCAUCUACCCUCCGGCACCACUAGGACGUGGCUUGAUCCACUCAACUGCCGGAGGGGUGCUCGGAGGGAUGGCAGAGGCUGUGCUCCCGUUGGUGCUCGGUGGCCAGCUUCCAGCAAGCAUGUACUAUACGAGCCCUUACCAUGUCGCGGCACAGAACGUGAAUCCCAGGCUAAGGCGGCAUCAGAUGGAGAUUGAGAGGUCCCUCCACCAGAUCUGGUUCUUCCUCUUCGUGUUCGUGGUGCUGUGCUUGCUCUUGUUCUGAGACAAGACUGUGACCUGGGCACCUCUCUGUAGAUAUCGAAAGUGGGAGAGAGGAUACUAAUGGAUGAUGCGUAUAGUGAAGAGGGUAAUGGGGUUGUGUCGAUAAGCAUGUGCGUAAGCAUGCUGAUAAUAGAGUUGUAUUAUGAUGAGACAUGGAGGUAAAAUGCAGAUUUCAUACUUCUCGUCUUCAUGUCAGCUGUUACUUUUUUUUUUUUGCUUGCUUGUCCGGCCUGUCACCAUCGGCUGGUUAGGUUGCCUACUUGACGUAUCGGCAUGUUAAGUUAGCAUCAUGUUGUUCAUUGGUUGGUGUCACUUCCAAGGGCAUUUGGAUCUGUAUAUAAAUAAAAAAUGAUGUUUGGCUACCAA
This is a messenger RNA of Panicum virgatum (switchgrass), 1498 nucleotides long. Its product is annotated as E3 ubiquitin-protein ligase RMA1H1-like. Bases 366 to 1133 code for a protein of 255 amino acids. The record is from RefSeq and is a predicted model, not a curated record. Gene Ontology annotation, molecular function: ubiquitin protein ligase activity; ubiquitin-like protein conjugating enzyme binding; metal ion binding. The transcript is spliced from 2 exons. Lineage: Eukaryota; Viridiplantae; Streptophyta; Magnoliopsida; Poales; Poaceae. Gene Ontology annotation, biological process: ubiquitin-dependent protein catabolic process. Gene Ontology annotation, cellular component: endoplasmic reticulum.